CAAAACAAAGGCAGCAUCCGGGGCUGGGUGGAUGCGAACAACCAUGAAAGACUGGGCUCUCGCCCUCCCCGGCUCCGCUGCUGCCGCCGCCGCCGCUCCUCCUCCUGCCGCCGCCGGGAGGGCUCCGCUGUGAGGGGAGCAGGGGCGCAGCUGCUGGGCGUGCAUCCGAAAGGUGAGACGAGAGCGCGAGCGGAGGGGCGGGCAGGCCACGAACAUGUCCUCGGCCGUGGGGCCCCGCGGUCCUCGCCCACCCACGGUGCCUCCCCCGAUGCAAGAGCUGCCCGACCUGAGCCACCUGACCGAGGAGGAGAGGAACAUCAUCAUGGCAGUGAUGGACCGGCAGAAGGAAGAGGAGGAAAAAGAAGAAGCCAUGCUCAAGUGUGUUGUCAGGGACAUGGCGAAGCCUGCUGCCUGCAAAACACCAAGAAAUGCUGAAAACCAGCCCCACCAACCUUCACCGAGAUUGCAUCAGCAGUUUGAAAGCUAUAAGGAACAAGUGAGAAAAAUCGGGGAAGAAGCACGGCGUUACCAGGGUGAGCACAAAGACGAUGCUCCAACUUGCGGAAUAUGCCACAAAACGAAGUUUGCCGAUGGGUGUGGCCAUCUCUGCUCCUACUGUCGCACCAAGUUCUGUGCCCGCUGUGGAGGCCGCGUGUCUCUGCGAUCCAACAACGAGGACAAAGUGGUUAUGUGGGUAUGCAAUUUAUGUCGAAAGCAACAAGAAAUCUUAACCAAAUCUGGGGCAUGGUUCUUUGGAAGUGGCCCUCAACAGCCAAGUCAGGACGGAACCUUGAGUGAUACAGCGACAGGUGCUGGUUCUGAGGUACCGAGAGAAAAGAAAGCACGACUCCAAGAGCGAUCGCGGUCCCAGACACCCCUAAGCACAGCAGCUGCCUCCUCCCAGGACAUUGCUCCUCCCAGCGCACCGCCAGACAGGAGCAAAGGGGCUGAGCCCUCACAGCAAGCCGUGGGCCCCGAACAGAAACAGGCUUCCUCCAGGUCUAGAAGUGAGCCUCCAAGAGAGAGGAAGAAGACUCCAGGACUUUCUGAGCAAAAUGGCAAAGGAGCCCUGAAGAGCGAGCGGAAACGCGUGCCCAAGACCGCAGCGCAGCCCGGGGAGGGGGCCGCG
Molecule: messenger RNA, 1129 nt
Organism: Tupaia belangeri chinensis (Chinese tree shrew)
Lineage: Eukaryota; Metazoa; Chordata; Mammalia; Scandentia; Tupaiidae
Product: regulating synaptic membrane exocytosis protein 1-like
Exons: 6
Biological process (GO): regulation of membrane potential; calcium ion-regulated exocytosis of neurotransmitter; intracellular protein transport
Cellular component (GO): presynaptic membrane; cytoskeleton of presynaptic active zone
Molecular function (GO): transmembrane transporter binding; small GTPase binding
Source: RefSeq, a predicted model, not a curated record